Molecule: messenger RNA, 114 nt
Organism: Caenorhabditis briggsae
Lineage: Eukaryota; Metazoa; Nematoda; Chromadorea; Rhabditida; Rhabditidae
Exons: 1
Coding region: 1-114 (37 amino acids)
Source: RefSeq, a predicted model, not a curated record
AUGCUAAUACGACACCACCUAUUUCUUGUUUUUCUUCUCACUCUAAUAUUCAAAUUUUCGCGCCAAUUUUCCGAAGAAACAGUCAAGUUUUCGAUUGCGGAAGGUAAAUUAUAA